Orbilia oligospora ATCC 24927 is the source of this 1458-nucleotide messenger RNA. RefSeq lists its product as uncharacterized. NCBI's taxonomy places the organism in Eukaryota, Fungi, Ascomycota, Orbiliomycetes, Orbiliales, Orbiliaceae. The transcript has 2 exons. Gene Ontology annotation, biological process: dephosphorylation. The record is from RefSeq and is a predicted model, not a curated record. Bases 1 to 1458 code for a protein of 485 amino acids. Gene Ontology annotation, molecular function: phosphatase activity.
AUGAAGUGCAAUCUCCUCGCCCUUGCGUUCGGGGUCAGCAUUAGUGCUGCCCAAGCUGGGGAGACCAUCCUCGGAGUCUAUAUCCUAUCGCGCCAUGGUGACCGAACGGACAAGUCCCAUCCGCCCACCAAACUCACAAAUCUAGGGUACAGCCAGAUCCUCGCCUCGGGGGAGUAUUUUCGCAAUCGCUAUGUCGCUCCCUUAGCUCCUCAAAAGGUCUUUGGUGUGGCCUCGGACGAGGUCGUCAACUCGCAGAUCCACGUUAGCACAACGGACGAUGCUGUGCUGUUGAACUCUGCACAGGCCUUUUUGCAGGGAUUGUAUCCGGCUGUUGGCGCACUUUCGACAGAGAUUUUGAGGAAUGGAAGCGUCGUUUCUAGUGUUAAUGGUGGAUAUCAGUUGAUUCCCAUCCAUACUAUGAACAACGGGGUGAACAAGGAGGAUGCGACCUGGUUGCAAGGAACUUCCGGGUGUGAUGCCGCAAUUAAGAGCUCCAAGGCAUUUUCGGAUAGUAAAGAGUUUAAAGAGUUGAAGAAAGGGAGUAAAGAGUUCUAUCAGUCUCUGGAAGGGGUAUGGAUUGAUACUUUUACUUCCGAACAAUCAGAUUUUACCAACGCUUAUGCCAUCUACGAUGUUGUCAACUACGCCCUGACCCACAAUCAAACCAUUUCUUCUCCUGAGCUCCUUACCGAUAAAGCUUUCCUCCAACUGCGUACCCUUGCCGAUAAACAGCAAUGGAACCUCGCCUUCAAUGCUUCUGAGCCUGUCCGCGGUAUCGCGGGCGCAACCUUCGCUGCAGAUGUUCUCUCGCAUUUAGAAAGCAUUGUAAAUUCCAAGGGUGGCAAGCCUAAGCUCGGUAUUCAAUUCAACGCAUACGGCACCUUUCUCUCGUUCUUCGGGCUAGCCCAACUUCCGGCUGCCGAUGCCAAUUUCUACGGGCUUCCCGAUUAUGGCUCUUCCAUGGCUUUCGAGCUCUUUACCAACGAAGCCGUUGGAUCUUUCCCAGACGCAAAGGAUAUCAACGUUCGUUUCUUAUUCCAUAACGGGUCCACUGCCAAUGGUGGUGAGCUGACCGCCUACCCACUGUUUGGGCAAGAGGAAACCGAAUUAAGCUGGGAAGUUUUCGCAAAAGAAAUGCGAACUUUCUCAAUCACCACCACGGAGCAAUGGUGCCAUACUUGUGGGAACAAAGGGGGUGUCUGUGCCACCGCAUCCAAUGACUCUCAUCCACUUGCUCACACCACCCACCAUGGGCUCAGUGCUCCGGUUGCGGGAGCUGUUGGGGCAUUGGUUACUUUGGUUGUGAUCCUUAUCAUCCAAGGCCUUAUUAUCGCCAUUGCGGGGCUCGCUAUCGUUAAGAAAAAGGAUAUCAAGGGUAAGAAGCCUGAGAGCUUGAGCUCUGCAGAGCCCGUCAAGGAUGAGGUCUUUGACAGCUCGCCCAGACAGUGGCUAUUGUAA